AUUGCCUUUAAAAAGCUCAAGGCCUUUUGGCAGUGUUUUCCAAGAUAAUAUAAUCACCGUUCAUAUCCACUAUGAAUAUUCAUCUAUGUUAAUAAGUGCUAAUGGUUUUGAUAUAUGGGAUGUAUGGAUUAUUUAGCUCAGAAACUCACGGAUGCCAGAAUUACUGAGCAAAUUGUCCGGCAGGUCUGACGUCACAUCGAUCACAUCGGGCUCAUUUGAGAGUCGAGAAGUGGUGUCAAAUAGUCUGCUAAACGUACGCGCGUGGGUUGGUUGUAGCUGGACGCAAGGCUCUCAAACAGUCUAUCAUUCAGUCCAACAUUUCAACAAGUCUAGUCAUGGAUAUCGCUAAUAUUGCUUUAUUGAUAAUGUCAUGUGUCGUUGUUCUGGCUAACGGUGUAGUUUGCGGGUUGGUGGCGACGAGAAGAAAGCUUCGUACUUUCACAAACGGUUUUGUGGUAUCGCUGGCAAUUUCGGACAUUUUGAGCGGCGGGGUUUUUAUGCCUACUUCUGUGUUGGUACCAGGAUCAAGGGUUAACAAUCAUGUAUCGAUGGUUGUUAUUGUGUCAAGUACUCUCAAUUUGAGUGCUGUCGCGUUUGAAAGAUAUCUAGCAGUCGUAAAGCCACUCUCUUAUAAAAUGGUCAUCAAACAUUGGUUUCGUCGACUUGUGGGUUUAGUGUGGGGUGUUGCCAUCUUCAUGUCUGUGUUACCCGCUUUUUGGGAUGCAAAUGUCGAGUCCCUAAUCCAUAAGGUGUACCUGUCAUGCGCGGUAAUCUUGUUCCUUGUUCUUCCUCUGGUUUUCAUUUUGUUUGUGUACACUUUUAUCUUUAUAAAGUUACGCCAACAUGGAAAACUACUGCACAACCUACAUGCUACAAGAACUCGUCUUGCAGAGGCAAGGAGAAGCAAACGCGAGUCAAAAACUGUGAAAAUUUUUUUUUCGAUCAUGGCUCUGUUUGCAUUUUGUUGGAUCCCCGUGAUGUACAUGACCUUUACAGUUGUGGCAAACAGGCUUGACUUGAUUCCACCUUACCUUAUGCUGGUUUCCCACGUUAGUAUCAUGCUAUCCUCCCUAAUCAACCCCUUUCUUUACACCUUCAUGAAACAAGACUUCAGAAGAGAGGCAACUUCUUUAUUUUGCAAAAAGCUCGUACAACGAAGGGAAAGCAGUAAGAGAGGUAUCGAUGAAAACUCUGAAACUCAAGUUGUUUACACGAAGGCUCCUUUGGUAACUAUCCAUAAUGACACUGACAGUGAGAACCGUGUCUAAUGUAGAGUAAUAUCCAUAUUCAGGGCAUAUGGCAUAAUACACCACGGGUGGUUUGAAAUACUGGUUACUGAAUGAGACGAUAAUGGACUCUUUUAUUAUUCAUUGGCGUCUACAGGCAACCAACAAACCGAUUUCUGAGGGUUGACAUAAUUAUACUGAGCAUGAAUAUCCUAGUGUAACUCUAAACAAAACAUAGAAAGCAACUGAAAACUUCCGCUUUCAAUCGCAUGUGUAUUUUGUUGACUUUUUUAAUGGAAUUAUUCACUGUCCGAUUUGAAGGGAAACUUUCUGGCUGCAAGAUAUGAAAAAAUGAUGUAGCCUGAUUGAAAUCAAAACCAUAUGAGCCUACUUGCCAGGUGCAAACACGUAUUCUCGUCAUUAUUGGCCUGUUAUCGUCAUUAGUUCUGCAAUGAGAGAGCACCACAAAUCCGCGUCUUCCACUAACACAUAUCACAAAAAAAGUGGGAACGUUAAUUAAAAUUCAAAGAGUCGUGGGAAUCAUUUCCAUAAGAAAACCUAGAUAAAUUCAUAUAACUCCAUUAAGUACUAAUCUAAUCUUUGAGUCUGUCUAGUUUCUCGGUAUUUUUUUUUUCAUCAGAUAGUCUCGUUUAUUACUUAUAUGAAUUUUAUUAUUGCAUAUAAGUCCAGCCUGUGUUUUGUGAUAUUAGGAGCUGAUUUUCAGCUUAUAUAUCUUUUUUAUUCGACGCGACUCAAUGUUUUGAGUCUCGUAAUAAAACGCUUAAUUAAAACAAGGAAAUAAUUCGCCGGUGAUAGGAACGCAAGCAAAAAAUAAAGAAGAAUCUAAUUUAGGGGUGGAAGUUUUUCAGGAUAUGGAUGUUAUAACCCAUGACUAGUGUCAUCUUGCUUUAUGUACGUCUUUACACGAUUGCUUUUAUUAAUUAAUGUCAUUCAGUUUUCACUAUUUAACACUCGUGAAACAUCAGGGAUUCCACAAGAAAUCUUCGAUCAAAAUAAACAUAAUUAUGUUUACCUGAUGUUUUUGAAAAUCUAAAACAUCACGAAUCUUCGCUUUGUCGAUUUGGGAUUAAAAGUCAAAAAACACUGCUUUAAAGAAGAUAAGUCACAAAGUUCAAGAUUACGUGGAAUAGAACGGGAUUAUCAUAUUCAAGGCCACUCAAGAAACGGCUGGUAUUAACGUUAUAUCCCUCGGAGCUUUUCAUUUUGUAGGUCAGUACGGUGCUCGUUUUGUUAGUCUUCCCAUAAUACUUUGUUAGUCGCUAUUUGUAGUUUGUAUAUCAGUGAAAAUGUCGAAUAAAUAAAAUACUUGUAAUCCAAAGGAAAAGCGCUUCUAAUAUUUAACCAAAACAAACGUCUGAAAUAAUACAAUAACAUUAUCUCUUAUAUUAGAAUGGCGUAUUUAUAUGCGUAUGAAGGUGGCUGGGCAACCCCAAUCGAUUAUCAUAUCCGUGAGGGGCCUGGUGACCAGUUGAAGCUGGCUCGUCCUUGCUUUGAGAGUUUUUCCCUCAUCUCCCAAUCUAAAACUACAGUUUGUUGUCUUCACAGUUUUGUGCUCAAGAGUAGAUUUUACAUUGUAUAAAUUAGAAUUAAUUAGCGAUCAAUUUUUAUUGUCACUGUUACUUAAAGGCCCAGUG
Messenger RNA from Exaiptasia diaphana, 2881 nucleotides. Its product is annotated as neuropeptide FF receptor 2-like. The record is from RefSeq and is a predicted model, not a curated record. Lineage: Eukaryota; Metazoa; Cnidaria; Anthozoa; Actiniaria; Aiptasiidae. The coding region runs from base 336 to 1268 and encodes 310 amino acids. Gene Ontology annotation, biological process: G protein-coupled receptor signaling pathway. Gene Ontology annotation, molecular function: G protein-coupled receptor activity. The transcript has a single exon. Gene Ontology annotation, cellular component: membrane.